Molecule: messenger RNA, 2004 nt
Organism: Symbiodinium natans
Lineage: Eukaryota; Dinophyceae; Suessiales; Symbiodiniaceae
Source: the annotation of a GenBank genome assembly
AUGGAUUUCGACAGUCCCUCAGCCUCCCGGGCCUCCCGUGGCUCCCACAACGAGCGUUUGCCGGCUGGCUCUCCGGCGUUUCUCCCGCCGCGGAGGCGGCUCCUCGUUCCGAAGGCGCGGGCUUCGCUGGCGACCAACCGCCAAGACUCCUCCAGUGAGUCGGAGAAGCUGGCAAAGUCCUCGCGCUGCUCUAACUGUGGACAUCUGCUGAUGGACUCCGUCUUCUGCCGAAACUGCGGGCAGCGUCGCGCCGGCGGCCUGGACAUGGCGGCUGCCUUUGAUGCUGUGAGAAGUGCCGUCUCUGAGGAGCAAGCUCAAAGGGCAACGGUUUCCACCGUCCUGCACUCCUUGGAAGCUGUGGCCGCGGUGGUUCAGGAGAUGCUCCAGGUGAAGUAUGGGCUGGUCUUGGAUGAUGCGGACCUCUUCGGAAAGCUGCGGCACCACUGCAAUGGCGCCACUCCAGAGGAGGUCGUGGCGUUGUUCAACUCCCAGGUGGACCUUCACUUCCGGACCCGGGGCUGCCAGCGCCUUUUGGCCUUGAAGUUGGACUGGAAGGUGGUGGACUUUGUCCAGCUCCGCACCCGGGUGCGCGCCAUGCCCGGCACGGCCUCAGCCGUCGCCGUGGUCCGCGAGGCGCCCUACCUGGAGAGCGGGGUGCCCACGGCCGUCGCGGUCUUCCGCGAGGCGUACGGCGCGUCCCACGAGAUGCCCUGCACUCUCAUGGGGCGCUGCGGGGGUCCCUCGGCCCCCCCUCUGCUCAGCCUCAGCUCCCGCGAGCUCCAGCACGCCGGGCUCAUUGAGCCGCGCAUCCUCAGCGAGCUGCGCACCACGGGUCCCUCCAAGAAGCCCGUGGAGCGGACAGCCCCCCCAUGGAGGGACGAGUACGUGAGCGCCACGAAGGCUGAGGACCUGGGGCUGACGGAGGCCCGAGAGGCUCGAGAACCUCGGGCACCGUCGGUACCCAAGCUGGACCUUUCGGAGGCGCCGAGGAAGUCCAGGCGCCCGUCGCCGCGGCGGAAGGAGGAGCGGGAGGGAAGCUCGGCCACCAGCAGCGCACGGCUGACUCAGUGCAGCACGGAGGCCAGUCGCAGCUUCAGCCCAGAUCGGCAGCGACAGCAGGUUCCUGCUGGCAACAUCCAGGUCCUGGGCCCCGGCCUGGCACUCGAGCCACCCACGGGGCUCAGGCUGAUCCAGGAGCCUCUGCAUCCGGCCCCCUUCCAAGUGGAGAGUGGGCUCCCAGCGACUGCGUGGGUGCAGCCACAGGCGCCUUGCCUAAGUGGCCUCACAGGCCUCACGCCACCUACAGGUGUUGGAGCAAUGCGGCUGGAGCCUGUGGGCUGUGAGUGGCACUGCCCCAACCACGACGUAUCUGGCCCCUUCUGCAAGGACACGGCAGAUGCUGCGGAGAGAAACAGUGAUGGCCUGGCGGUGCAGUGUGGGCCGCCGGCCGAGCUUCUCAGAUGUCUGCACAGCAAGCUUGCCGAGCUCCUGGCCGAAGUGGACGCCGAAGCCUCGACGAUGAUUGCCAAGCCCAACGAUGCGGCGAACGUGGCGAAGAGGAGCGAGAUGGCGCUAGAGUGCACGCCGCAGAUAGCCGCCGGCGCCACGCAUGGUACGCCGAGCUGGCAAAAGCCAAUUCCGGCAGCGGUCCUCCAAGAGCUUCAGUCCCUCUGGCCGAAGCAGGUUCGCAAGUCGGCGCCCCUCAGCCCGGGCGCUUGGUACGCCUUCUGUGCAGCUUCCUCGGCUUCCUACGGACGUCUGAAGCUUUACCGGGGCUAUGCAGUCCGCUUUGGUGGCCGGGGGGCCGUCUUCCUGGCCUCCUUGCUCCUGUUCUUCGCCUCGCAGGCCAGCAUGGUGCUGGUGGACUGUUGGCUUGCACGCUGGUCAGCCCUGCCCUCGCAAUUGCAAGGUCACACGGAUGGGGUCAGCAUCUCCGAGAAUCUCGCCGUGUUCGUCCUCCUUGCAGCUUUGGCGGCGGCUCUGGCAACAACUACACCCCUGUGA